AUGGAAAGAGAUAGAGCUCAUUGCUCUGUGGCUCACCCACCAUUAUUUAAUGGUGAAUACUACUCUGCUUGGAAACACAAGAUGCGUGCCUUCUUACUUGCCUUAGAUUCUAAGGCUUGGAAAAUGACUACAGAUGGUUGGAAUCCUCCAACCACCAUUAAUCCUUUUGGGGAACGUGAAUUAAAAGAGGAGGAUGUCUGGACUGUUGAAGAAAAGAUUUUAUCAAACUCAAAUAGGAAAGCCUUGAAUGCCUUGUUUGUUGCUGUGAACCCUGAACAAUUUGCCUAUAUUGAAAACUGUGAUACUUCUAGAGAAGCUUGGGAUAUUCUUAGGCUUACUCAUGAAGGAGAUGAGAAAGUUAAAGAAGCUAAGUUAGACAUGGUUAGUGCUGAGUUUGAGAGUCUUAAAAUGCAAGACUCAGAAACCAUUCAAGAAUUCUAUGCAAAGUUUAGUGCCUUAGCUAACUCCUCUCACAACCUAGGUGAAAAAAUCCCAGAAAUAAAAUUGAUAAAGAAAUUCCUUAGAUCCUUGCCUAAUAGGUUCGAUGCUAAGAGAACUGCUUUUUCUGAAAUGAGAGAUCUCACAACUGUUAAACUUCAUCAAGUCAUCGGGUCGUUCAGAACCUAUGAAAUGGAAAUGAAUAUGAACCUCUCUAAGAAAGCCAAAAAUAUUGCUCUCAAGUCUGUCAAAGAGGAAGAAAGUUCUUCCUCUCUAGAUAAUCUUGUUACUGAGGACGAGAUGGCUCUUUUUACCAGACAGCUCAGGAAGUUUCUCAAACUUAGAAAUUCAGGAGGUAAUCAAAAUAAUUUUCAAUUGAACUCUGGUUUUGACAAAAAUAAGAAUGCUGCUCAUUCUGAUUUUAGAGAAAAGAAACCAGGAGGUUCCGUUAAAUGUUAUGAAUGUGGUGGUAUAGGUCAUAUUGCUCAUGAGUGUGCAAACACUCUUAAAAAGCAAAGUCAGUUAAGUGAUAGUGAAGAUGAUUCUAUGAAUGACUCUUAUGACGAUGAAAGUAUUGUUGCUUUUGUUGGUAAAUUAUCCACUAAACCUGAUGAAGAAAGUGAUAAUGAUGUUGAAUUAAUUGAUAGUGAGGAUGAGUUAAUUCAAAAGUAUGAAGAACUUGUGAAAGUUUCUUAUAACAUAAAGAAACAAAGUGUGCAUCUUUCCAGUAAAGUUCUCAUGCUACAACAAGAAAAUGCAGACUUGUCUAACAUUGUGAGUCAACUUAAACAAGAAAAUGAGAAGUUAAAACUUGACUUAGACUUGUCUAGAAAGAGGGAAAUUGAUUUUACCAUUGGUGCUGAAAAAAUAGAUAACAUGAUAAAAAUGGGAAAAUCUUUUGGUGACAAAUAUGGUCUUGGCUUUACUCCUGAAACUGUCAAAAUAAACGAGAAAGUCAAAUUUGUAAAAGCUGUGGAUUCUGUGGAAACUGUGGAUCAAUCUGAAACUUAUAUGGCUCAAUCCGUAUCAGUUAUGGAUCAAUCCGGUGUCAGCAAGUUUCAAUCCAAACAAAUCCAAAAUCCACCCUCUGUUUACAAUUCUAGAACUAAGGGUAAUGCUUCAGGAUCAGGUCUGUCUAAGAAAAAUCACUUCAUCCCAGUUUGUCAUUUUUGUAAUAAAAAGGGACACAUUAGACCUAAUUGCUUCAAACUAAAAGGAAAGAAUGUUUCUCUAAGUUUAGAAAAACAAGUUCAAAAUCUGUUAAGUGAAGUUGCAAUUAUUUCAAACAUGUUAAGAUCUAAUCAAGCAACUAAAGUGCCAACUAAAAAGGUUUGGGUGAGAAAAACUAAUCAAACUUGUCUUAUUGCCUUGAAUGCUUUAUCUGUGAAAAAUUCUAAUGCUCGGUAUUUUGAUAGUGGUUGCUCUAAUCACAUGACUGGUGACAAGAGCUUGUUUCUUAAUUACUCUCCCAUAUCUAGUCUUGGGAGUGUGACCUUUGGUGAUGGUAGCAAGUCAAGUAUACUAGGAAGAGGAACCAUCUUUGCUCCAGGAAUUAAUAAGCUUGAAAAUGUCUUGUAUGUUGAAAAUCUGAAAUCAAAUCUAAUUAGCAUAAGUCAACUUUGUGAUCAAGACACUUGCAAUGUGAGCUUCAGUAAAGGAAGAUGUGUUGUCUCAAACAAAGAAGGAAAUGUUGUCUUGACUGGUCUAAGAUCGAGUGAUAAUUGUUAUUGUGUGGAGACCAAUUUUUUUUCUAAUGAUCUUGCUUGUAAUCUCUCAAGAGACGACUCUAUGGUGUUAUGGCAUCAAAGAUUAGGUCAUGUCAAUCUCAAGAAUAUUGAGAAUCUGUCUAAAAAGGAAAACCAUCUGUCAGUGGUCACCAAGCUAUCUUUUUCUAAAACUAAUGAGCCUAUCACUUCUGAGGUUGUUCACAGUUUUGUGGAACAUAGUCCUACUACUUGGGUUAGAAGGGACCAUCCUAGUGACAUCAUUCUUAACGACCCUACUGCUGGAGUUAAAGCAAGAAAACAAUUUGUUGAGGAAACUGAUUCUGUUCCAUGCUCAAUCAAUGCCUUUUGA
Messenger RNA from Prunus avium (sweet cherry), 2514 nucleotides. The record is from RefSeq and is a predicted model, not a curated record. NCBI's taxonomy places the organism in Eukaryota, Viridiplantae, Streptophyta, Magnoliopsida, Rosales, Rosaceae.